UUUUUCUCGCUCGCCGUCUUCUCUGCGAUCGCUCCUAUUUCCCCUUUUCCGAUCGAUUCUUGAUCGCCAGGCUACAGUUCUGUACUUCUCCUCCUCGUCAUGGGGCGAACGCUCCGAAGCUCGCUGAAGCCCAAAGCCCAGUCACCUUCCGUUUCAAGAUCAUCCGAGCAGGUCUUUCGUUGUUGGGUGUGGCUGAUAACAGCAGUAUGAGUUUUAUCGUGCAUUACUACUGACUCUCUUGUCCGAAGUUAACUCUUUCUUUUCGUCAGUCAUGCGAGCAGAUUAUGUAAUAGAGGAUCUGGGCAAAUGGUUUUGCCAGUUGAAUGGAGUGGUGCAACCAACUAAACCUAGCAAGCAAAAAUCUGAAGCUGAAGUUGGUUCUUCACAUGCUGUUUCAGAAAAUGUAGUUGUUGUUUCUGAAAAUGUUGUUGCAGAUUCAAGCCUAAGUGAUGCACCUGGUACCUCUGGCUUGCCAAAAGAGAGCGAGGAGAAAACAGCAGAUGUUGCAGAGCUGGAGUUUGAAGCCAAAUCAUUAAGAGAUGAAGCUUGGUAUGAUGUGGCUAUGUUCCUUGCACAUCGGGUUAUCAAUUCUGGCGAACUCGAAGUCCGUGUGAGGUUUCAAGGUUUUGGCGCUGAGGAGGAUGAAUGGGUGAAUGUCAAGAAUGCAGUUAGGGAACGUUCAAUUCCCUUAGAGGCCUCAGAUUGUAGAAAGGUUGGAGUAGGUGAUCUGGUACUUUGUUUUCAGGAAAAUGGUGAUCAGGCAAUGUACUUUGAUGCACAUAUUGUUGAAAUAGAAAGGAAGCUUCAUGAUAUAAGGGGCUGUCGUUGCCUCUUCUCGGUCCGCUAUGAUCAUGAUCAAACUGAGGAGAAAGUUCAUGCGCAAAGGUUGUGCCGCAGGCCGGCAUAUUGACUGCUUCUCAACUGAUGUGUCAAUGGUUCUGGGCCUUCUGGCAAUUGAAACCAUGAUCUUUUUUGAGCCUCAAGGAGUCUAUAUAUUUUGUAAAAACUCAACUUGCACUUGCCAGCGAAUCUGCCUUUGCUUUAUAAAAAUCUGAGUGGUUUCAAACUUUCAA
Molecule: messenger RNA, 1073 nt
Organism: Zingiber officinale
Lineage: Eukaryota; Viridiplantae; Streptophyta; Magnoliopsida; Zingiberales; Zingiberaceae
Product: protein SAWADEE HOMEODOMAIN HOMOLOG 1-like
Exons: 8
Coding region: 272-910 (212 amino acids)
Molecular function (GO): chromatin binding
Source: RefSeq, a predicted model, not a curated record